Molecule: messenger RNA, 1701 nt
Organism: Etheostoma cragini (Arkansas darter)
Lineage: Eukaryota; Metazoa; Chordata; Actinopteri; Perciformes; Percidae
Product: semaphorin-3D-like
Exons: 5
Coding region: 1-909 (302 amino acids)
Biological process (GO): axon guidance; negative chemotaxis; negative regulation of axon extension involved in axon guidance
Molecular function (GO): chemorepellent activity; semaphorin receptor binding
Source: RefSeq, a predicted model, not a curated record
AUGUCAUGGAGACUGUCUGUCCUCCUCCGUCCACAGAAGCAGCUGUACGUGUCCAGUGAGCUGGGCGUGGUCCAGCUGGGGGUCCAGAGGUGUGAGCUGUACGGGGGGGACUGCGCUGCGUGCUGCCUGGCCCGGGACCCCUACUGCUCCUGGGACGGCCAGACCUGCUCCAGGUUCUUCCCCACCAGCAAGAGGCGGGCGCGGAGACAGGAUGUGAAGUACGGAGACCCCUGGAGUCAGUGUCCAAUCACAGAGGACGAUCCGGAGUCCGUGCAGGUGAAGUCGGUGUACGGCGUAGAGGGGAACUCCACCUUCCUGGAGUGUGUUCCUCGGUCUCCGCAGGCCGAGCUCAGGUGGAGGCUGCAGGCCACGGAGAGCCAGCAGCAGGAGCUCAGUCAGACCCAGGAGAGCACCGAGCUCCGUCAGAGCGACGACCGCGUCCUUCACCUGAAGCGGGGUUUGCUGGUUCAACGCCUGGAGCUGGCUGACUCGGGCCUCUACACCUGCGCCAGCCACGAGCACUCCUACACCCAGGUCCUGGCCCGAUACCGCAUUCACAUUAUCCCCAACCACAGCCUCCACCCGAGCCGCUACCAGCAGAACCAGAGCCCGAUCCACCCGGGCCCAGGCGGGCCAGGGAGGAUCAACCCAGCCGGGGUCGCCGGGUUUCUCGGCCAGUCGGCGCCCCUUCAACCUCCGGUGCCGGCACACAGGAACUCGUGGCCUCCUCUGAAGAGCUACAAAGACCUGCACAUGGUGGGGACCAACAGUCUGAGCGUGGACGAGUACUGCGAGCAGCUGUGGUACCGCGAGAAACGCCGGCAGCAGAAGCUCCGCACCCUGAAGCUGAAACAGGAGAGCAGGAAAGCCCGGGUGAGGCGGAACAACCCUCCGGAGAUUCCCCUCUAGUCCGUCCCCCCCCCGCCCCCCCACAGAGACUCUUAAAGGACAGCAGAUCCUGAACAUGCAGAGGACACGGGAAGGUUUUUUUUUAGCAAAUAAAGCUCAAACUACUAGCGUGACACCAGCCAUAUAUUUACUAUUAAAGACAAUGUCAAUAAUACAAAAGACUUUAGUACAUCCUCACCCUGAUAGCCUGGGAAAACCCUUUGGAACCGGCAAAUCUGAGAGUCCGCCUGGCCAACGGGGCCAAUGGACCAAGAGCCCAUUUAAGCUUUAUUUCCAUUUUUUCCAAAUCGAGGCCCCAAUCACAUCCGUUGAGGCUUAACACGAUGACGUUGAAGCAUCAUCUCCUUCAUCGCUCUGAUUGGUUUUAGGUCUAUCCAAUCGGUGACGCCCCCUUUGGAAACGGGCUGUGAAUGAACCUUCCCCAGACCCCCUCUCAUGCCCUGUUUACACAUACAUGGUUAUUUUGACAAACGGAGACAUUUCCCUUCGUUUGUGCCGUUCAAUUACGCACAAACGGAUCGCCUCUUUCUAAAACCUCCGGCCAGAGUGGAGAGAUUUUUGGAAAUCUUUGACAAACGGAGGUUUAGGCAGCCGAGGAAGUGAGGGAGAGGAGAGAGAGGAAAGGAUUUGUUGCUAUUUUGGGGAUUUUGCUUGGUUAACAUGGGCUUGAGCUUCUCGUCACUCUGCCACCAUCAGGUUUGACAUGCUCUUGACGGCAUUGACGGCAUGUAUGCACACGUGCACGUGUAAACGAAAACUUCUGAAAACUGACAGCUGUGCACAAUGUCAUUU